AUGGUGCUCACCGCCAGAGAGAUGCUGGCCAUCCAGGUCUCAGAGCGGACCAUGUCGGUUCUGAGCAUACUAGGCUCACUGUUCAUCAUAUCGACUUUUCUCCGAUGGCACUACUUUCGGAAACCUAUCAACCGGCUAGUUUUCUACGCGUCCUUCGGUAAUAUGUUGAGCAACAUCGCCACUUUGAUAUCAAUCUCUGCUCUACCAAAUCAGAGUGCACCAUACGAAGCUCUGUGCGAGUUUCAGGGCAUCUUGAUCCAAUGGUUCAUGAUGGCAGAUACCUUGUGGGUCUUCAGCAUGGCGCUGAAUGUCAUGUUGGUUUUCUUCCGCGGGUAUGAUUCGGCACAGUUACUUCGACUCGAGAAGUGGUACAUCCUCUUUAGCUACGGCAGUCCCGGAAGCAUCGCUAUCGCAUACCUAAUCAUGAACCAUCAUGGACCAAACAAGAAGAAGGUCAUCGGACCUGCCACGAUCUGGUGCUGGGUUGGGAAAGAUCUUGAAUGGAUGCGAAUCGCCUUCUUCUACGCUCCUAUUUGGGUCGUCAUUGGCGCUACUAUGUGUAUCUACAUUGCGACAGGGCGUCAAAUAUUCAAGAAGCGUGCUGAGCUGCGCUCCUUCACCAAGAUACCAGAUGGAGAUCUUGGCAACACAAUCACCACAACAGACUUCCGAAAUAUCAAGGUCGAGACCGAGAUGAAGGUGGAAACAUCUUAUAAACACGUGUCCAUCGACCAAGACUCACUCUCUCGCGCCUCAUUCUCCAGCACCAAGGAAUUAUCCGUCCCAGCGGAUGUCUCUACUCUACCACCAUCUUCAGGCCCAUUUGAUCUCAUGAAAGGCACCACCCGGCGCGAAGAUAGCCCUCGCACUGGCUACAACGCCACCGCUUUCGCCACCAUCCAGGUCCCCGACCGCAAAGUCAAAAACUCCCAGUCUUUCUCCAGCUCCCAGCGCAACACCCACAAGCGCCGGACCACCGCCCUGGAAGGCAACGCCGCCGCAUGGUCCUACUUCAAAGUCGCCUUCCUCAUGUUCGCCGCCCUCUUCAUCGUCUGGGUCCCCUCAACCGUCAACCGUCUCCAGCAAUUCAUCGACAAAGAGCACUCCAUCUUCGGACUGAACCUAGCUUCCGCCCUCGUCCUACCUCUCCAGGGCUUCUGGAACUCCAUGAUAUACAUCUCCACGACGUGGCCUGAAUGCAAGCGCGCUCUAGCGGACACUCUAGACGCGUUGUCCAGCCGUAGAACAGCCAGAAAUAAGCGUCCGUAUGCGAAGAACAACUUUACUACUUCGACUACGAACGAGGUGCAGCAUUUUGAGGCGCCGAUACCGAUGAAGGCGGUUAAGGCUAGGGCCGAGUCGCAGCGGGGUCUCCAGUCGAUGUCUAGCGCGGAGAGUGUGAGAGCGGGAGCGGCGAGAAGCGAGCCAUAG
Molecule: messenger RNA, 1431 nt
Organism: Didymosphaeria variabile
Lineage: Eukaryota; Fungi; Ascomycota; Dothideomycetes; Pleosporales; Didymosphaeriaceae
Exons: 3
Coding region: 1-1431 (476 amino acids)
Biological process (GO): adenylate cyclase-activating G protein-coupled receptor signaling pathway; cell surface receptor signaling pathway
Cellular component (GO): plasma membrane
Molecular function (GO): G protein-coupled receptor activity
Source: RefSeq, a predicted model, not a curated record